AUGGAGGUGUUUUUCUGGGCGGUGUUCGGAGCGCUGGUGGUGCUGUGCGCGGGGCUGGAGGGCAGCAAGGGGCAGCGCGACAAGCUGCAGACGUCGCCCGCCUUCGAGUCCUUCAAGAACAACUACCUCCUCGUCUACUCGCUCAUGAUGGCGGGAGACUGGUUGCAGGGGCCGUACGUGUACGCGCUGUAUCAGCACUACGGGUACGACAAGGGCGACAUCGGCCGCCUCUUCAUCGCCGGCUUCGGCUCCUCCAUGGUCUUCGGCACCAUCGUCGGCUCGCUGGCCGAUAAGCAUGGGCGGCGGCGCGCAUCGCUGACGUACUGCGGGGUGUACGUGCUGUCGUGCCUCACCAAGCACUCGCCCGACUACCGCCUGCUCAUGCUGGGCCGCGUGCUGGGCGGCAUCGCCACCUCGCUGCUCUUCUCCGCCUUCGAGAGCUGGCUCGUGGCGGAGCACUUCAAGCGUGGCUUCGAGGCGCAGUGGCUGUCAGUGACGUUUUCCUCGGCCAUCUGGCUGGGCAACGGGCUCAUCGCCAUCCUCUCAGGGCUGCUCGCCAACUCGCUGGUGACGUCGCUGGCGCUGGGCCCCGUGGCCCCCUUUGACGCCGCUGCGCUCGUGCUGCUGGUGGGCGGCGCCAUCAUCACCGCCACGUGGCCGGAGAACUACGGCGACAGCACCGACUCCAAGGGGCUGCUCGCCCAGUUCCACGCCGCCGCCUCUGCCAUCGCCUCAGACGAGAAGAUAGCGCUGCUGGGCGCCAUCCAGUCGCUGUUCGAGGGCAGCAUGUACACCUUUGUGUUCCUCUGGACGCCCGCCCUCGCCCCCUCGGACCAGCGCAUCCCACACGGCUUCAUCUUCGCCAUCUUCAUGCUCGCCUCCAUGACCGGCUCCUCCCUCGCCGCCCGCCUCAUGGCGCGCCCCACCCUGCGAGUGGAGCUCUACAUGCAGAUCGUCUUCGCCGUCUCCUCCCUCUCCCUCCUCGUCCCUCUCUUCGCCUUCUUUGUGUUGGAGCCGGUGGCGCCGGACGGGGGGGCCAUCACGCGCGGGGGGCGGGUGCAGCUGGUGGGGUUCUGUGUGUUUGAGGUGUGUGUGGGCGUGUUCUGGCCGUCCAUCAUGAAGAUGCGCUCGCAGUUCAUCCCCGAGGAGGCGCGCGCCACCAUCAUGAACUUCUUCCGCAUCCCCCUCAACUGCUUCGUCUGCAUCGUGCUCUACAAUGUGAGUGCGUUCCCCAUCACAGCCAUGUUCGGCAUGUGCUCCAUCUUCCUCGCCAUGGCUGCUGUGCUGCAGCGCCGCCUCUUCGCCAUCUCCUCCCCGGGCAAGCCCGGCACGCCCGCCUGCCACU
Molecule: messenger RNA, 1345 nt
Organism: Closterium sp. Naga37s-1
Lineage: Eukaryota; Viridiplantae; Streptophyta; Zygnematophyceae; Desmidiales; Closteriaceae
Source: the annotation of a GenBank genome assembly